GCGCGCGGAUCCUCCCAUCCAAAAUCAGUCUACCCCGGGUCCAUCCUUUAACUUUCCCAUAGAAGUGACGUCUGGAUUGCAAAGAGAGAUUAAAGAUCAGGAACUGGAACAGCGGACAGCCGUUGCAUAAUUAACUCCACUACGAGGAAUUGAGUUAUUCCUCAGUCGCAAGUGGCACAACGUGGGCGGCGCGUCGAGUGACGAUCUGUAGCACCACCGCGGCUCCACGCACGAGUCAGAAGCUGGAUGUGGAGCAGCUGGACCUCACGGUGUAUCUCGGGGUAACCUGCGGUGGAUCCCCCUGCAUGUAAAAGGAGUUUUGGUUCGGGGCCAGCCCUGAAAGGUGCGGUAGUGUCCGUCUGAUGGCGCGCGGCUCUCCAAGGUGGAUUCGGUUUCCAGUCCGGUAACACAAACUGACGGAGCGACUUCAUUUGAGUGCUCACGAGAAACCGACCCGGACGGUAAGAACAUUUCCUCACCUGAAGACCAACACGCGUGUUUCUGCUCCUGGGCUUUACAUGAUCUGAAUGGAUCAUAACCUCUGGUAUUAUCUGGACAGCUCAUUUGGACACCUGAUUGGCCUUCUCCGGUGACAGAAGUGACAUUUCCAACAGUAACAUAUUUCUGACACCAAUUGUGUUGCUGCGACUUUUCUUUGCACAAUUAAACUGAAAGGAUAAUCUCAGUGGGGUGUGCUCGGCCGCAGGGAGGCGGAUAAUAAUCAAGUCAUAAGAAGACAUUUAAUGACACACAUGGACAUUAUGUGAAAAAUAAAGGUCUGGAAAUGCGUCGCAAAUGCUUCCAUCUGCUUGAGGUGUGCGCCAUCAUAAGCCUCCUGCCGUCUGGCUGUUUAGCAGAUUUGACAUGUGAAGCUCUGCUCAUGCUAACAGGAAAUGUCUCAUUACACUCCCUGGCCUCCUCCUGGAACCAAACCCUGAGCAAUGCCACAGGUCAGUGGAGCGGCUCGGGACUCUACUGUGACACCUCCAUCGAUGGCAUUGGCACCUGCUGGCCCAGGAGCAGCGCUGGCCAGAUGGUGUCGCGACCCUGUCCAGAGAUGUUCUACGGUGUCAGAUACAACACCACCAAUAAUGUUUAUAGGAAAUGUCUUGCAAAUGGGACAUGGGCACUGAAGGGAAACUACUCCAUGUGUAAGGCCAUACUUCACGAGGAGAAAAAAGGCAAGAUGCACUACCAAAUAGCUGUGAUCAUAAACUUCCUGGGUCACUGCAUCUCAAUGGUGGCUCUGCUCAUAGCCUUCUUCCUCUUCUUGUGUUUGAGGAGCAUCCGCUGCCUGAGAAACAUCAUCCACUGGAACCUCAUCACCGCCUUCAUCCUGAGGAACGCCACCUGGUUUAUCGUCCAGCUGACAAUGAGUCCUGAGGUGCAUGAAAGCAACGUGGUUUGGUGUCGUCUCGUCACCGCCUCCUUCAACUAUUUCCACUCCACCAACUUCUUUUGGAUGUUUGGCGAGGGCUGCUACCUCCACACAGCCAUCGUCCUUACCUACUCCACUGACAAGCUGCGCAAAUGGAUGUUCAUCUGCAUUGGCUGGUGUAUACCCUUUCCUAUAAUUGUGGCAUGGGCCAUUGGGAAGCUGUACUACGACAAUGAGAAGUGCUGGUUUGGGAAGAGAGCUGGUGUAUACACAGACUACAUCUACCAAGGUCCCAUGAUUCUUGUGUUAGUGAUCAAUUUUAUUUUCCUCUUCAACAUUGUGAGAAUCCUAAUGACCAAACUGCGAGCCUCUACCACAUCAGAGACAAUCCAAUACAGGAAAGCUGUGAAGGCUACACUGGUACUUCUUCCUCUCCUGGGAAUCACCUAUAUGCUGUUCUUUGUCAAUCCGGGGGAAGAUGAGAUCUCUCAAAUCGUCUUCAUAUAUUUCAAUUCAUUUCUGGAAUCCUUUCAGGGCUUCUUUGUGUCAGUAUUUUACUGCUUCCUAAACAGUGAGGUGCGAUCAGCUGUGCGGAAGCGGUUCCACCGUUGGCAGGAGCAGCACUCCAUCCGAGCCAGGAUGACCCAGGCCAUGUCCAUCCCCACUUCACCUUCACGGGUCAGCUUUCACAGCAUCAAGCAGUCCACGUCGCUAUGAGAGUGGAGGCCAGCUUUGUCCUAGAUACGUGCUUUGGGAGGAACCCCCAGCUGUCAUAGUCAUCAUUUUCUGCCACAUCUCUGGAGUGCGCUAAAACAUUUUCUGAGCUGGGACCAGGCUAGAGAGCAAGAGAGAGACUGCAUCAGUCUCCUAAACCUCAGGGGGGACAUUAUACAGACUUUCAGGAGAAAAUAGACGGGGGCGGGGAUGAAGGACACUGCAGACUUUAUAAAAUGAGAGGUUAGUGGAUCAAAAGAUGCAGGUCACCAAGCUGAAUCUGGAUCUGUGUGACUUUGGGUGUGAAUGUACAGCACUUCUUUAAUGUUUGCCUGCCAUAGAAUAUCUGUUGUAUUCCUGCUUGCACGCUUUAUUUUUAUUUUGCUAUCUUACUAUCAGUGAGAACUUGGAGCUCGUACCGCUGGACUGCACUGGUUUCCAUCCCAGCGGACACUGGACUCAAACGCUGUAGGGCCAGUGACUAAGUUAUUUUGUUUUGAGUUUUUGAAUUUUUACUUUGCUCACCAACAAUUGUCUGGUUGUAGUGUUUGUUCAUUUUGUGUUGUGCUAUCCUUUCUCUGUUCUUUGUCAGCUUCGUACAGUCGUGCUAUUUUCAUCAACUUUCCAGGAAGUUAAACACAUUCCAUACUUUCCACCUGAAGAGUUUUGUUCCAAAAUAAUGUGUCUACCACACAUACAAUACAAUACAUGUAUUGUACAUGACGUUAAAGUCAAGCACAUAGUGGGUUUAAAGGGAAGUUUGAAAUAAUAAGCUUUCUUUCUGUGAAUUAGAUGAGGAGAUCGAUAUCAGGGACAGGCUUUAAGAACCAGGAACCAGGAGGUAUAGGGAGCCAGGAGGUGAUUAGCCUAGCUUAGCAUAAAGACUAGAAGCAGGGGAACCAGCCUAUCUCCAAUGUCCAAAAAUACACCACAAUGUCUUUUUUUAAGUUUAAACAAAUGAGACACUACAUGUUAAUUAGUGAGCUUUAUAGGUUUUUGUAUGAGUAGUUUGAACGUUGCAGUCAGUCAGGCUAUCUGUUUCCCCUUGCUUCCAGUCAUUAUGCUAAGCUAGGCUAAUCAUCUCCGAGCUCAAGCUCCAGAAUUGAUGCGCAAUCUUCUCAUCUACAGUAGCCCUGUUUCCAUCGUUUUUUAAUGCGCUUUUCGUAGUAUCGCAGUAGAAAAGGUUGAUGGAAACGGCAAAAAAAAUUAAUUGUACUCGCUUGAGGUGGUUUUUGUCUUUGUCUAAAAAAGUUCUGACGUAGCAAACUUGUAACUCACUUCUGAUCAGCUGUUUCCAUUUUUCUAAGCUCAAUGGUCCUCAGGUCCAAACGACUGGUUUUAUUUCUGGUUUGGAACGCAUACGUCUUGUUUAUUACAGCCAACUACUGACGUAACUACGCCUUGCCGUAGCCUGGAUAAUUCGCUCCAAACCAGCUGAUGGAGUUGUUUCUGUGUCCACCUGUUCAAUGUAGGCCCAAGAUUUAUGGGAUUACUAUAUUCCAUUGCCUCCAGCUUCAGCCCUGAAGUGGUGCAGGAAAUAUGUGCAGGUAACAAUAUACCAUAGUGCAAGCAUACAGCUUUUGCAGAAGCACAGCAAAUCCAAGAGCAAGCAUUACAAAAUCUGAAAGUGAAAUCAAUACGUCAUGCUCUCAAAUUGAAAGACCACUCUCUUGAAUGAAGAUAUGGAAAUAAUCCCAUCAAUAUUCGUUACCUUAGCUCUUAACCUUGAGGGAAAUAUGUUUCUUUAGCUGCUCAAUUCUCCACUAUGUUCAGCAGCUAGUCUCUUACUUUGUUUGGUUUUUUGUCGCUGAGCAGGUAGUGUACAGUCAGUUUAUCAAAGCCUUUUCACAGAAAAGUGCUGCUUGCUGUGGCUGGAAACAGUGAGAGUGACCCAAAACUGUAAAGAUGUGGGCUGUUAAACCAAAACAAUUGAACAACUGAAACGCGCUAAAAAGCUCUGUAGAGAUGAGACGGUCCUAAUAAAAUAGUGAAGCCAAGUCAAAUUUGCUCCAUUUCUUCAUUAUUGUUCUGUGAUGCUAGAAAGUGGACCUUGAGUUAAGAUUAUUUUGUCAAACCUUUACAAAUAAUACAAACAAAAAAGAAUGAACUUGAUGUUGUAUUGUGCUUUGGAACAAAACUCUUCAGCUGAAUAAAGAGACUUACUAUUGUUGCCUCUCUACCAGCAAGCCAGAUAAGGGAGAGAAGAAUACAGAAUAUUCAAUCAGGAAAGUGUUCACUCUCGAAUCUACCAAGUGACUUUCUGUGGUGUUCGGUUGACUUGAAGCGUGACAUUCGUGUGCGGUAACUUUGUUUACUGAUUUAUUGUAAAUAUAUAAAUAGCAAAGCGGCGCGUUAAAGAUCCAAUGGAGUCGUCACAAAUAUAAACCAAAUACACAAACCACACACUGUGAAUCACGUGGGCACAUUAUCCAUGUGAUCAGCAAUUCACAGUCCACAUUCCUACUAUACCAGUAUGCCUAGCACCUGUGCAUUUCUAUGAACUGCUGUCUAUGUCAAAUUGUAAAUGAAUCUCAUCUUUUUGUCGCCCUAAAAUCAUGAUAUUUCUUUUCUUUCAAGUGAUGUGUGAGCUCUGGUUGUGAUGAAAUGUCAAAUUUAUUUAAGACAACAGAAUUUCACAUGUCACGGUGAUGUGUAUUAUUCUUGAUGUGAAUCAUCUAUUGCUUUUGGGGGUAAAAAAAAACGCCAGACUGUGUGCUCAAAUUAAAGAAAAGUGUACUUAUCAUGAGCGUUUGCAAUGUGAAGAAAAGUUCAAUUUAAAAUGCAGCAUCCUUAAAAGUGUCAUGUCAGCAGGAAUAAGCAAAGCACAGGAUGUUGGUGACAUGUUUUCAUUCCAGCACAGGAAAAAGCAUUUGGUCAAAACAAGAGAUUCAUAGUUAUG
Micropterus dolomieu (smallmouth bass) is the source of this 4991-nucleotide messenger RNA. RefSeq names its product corticotropin-releasing factor receptor 1-like. Bases 785 to 2095 code for a protein of 436 amino acids. NCBI's taxonomy places the organism in Eukaryota, Metazoa, Chordata, Actinopteri, Centrarchiformes, Centrarchidae. Gene Ontology annotation, cellular component: neuron projection; plasma membrane. The record is from RefSeq and is a predicted model, not a curated record. Gene Ontology annotation, biological process: cell surface receptor signaling pathway; adenylate cyclase-activating G protein-coupled receptor signaling pathway. The transcript is spliced from 14 exons. Gene Ontology annotation, molecular function: corticotrophin-releasing factor receptor activity; G protein-coupled peptide receptor activity; corticotropin-releasing hormone binding.